AACAAAACACUUUCACAUCAAACUCACAGCAAAGUAAUACACAAUAGAAUUAAGAGAAAAUGACCCAAAUUCGAGUUGCUUCAUUCAUCCUUUUCAUGCUUGUCGUGGCAUCUAUGGAUGCUGUGAGAGUGAAUGGUCAAGUGGCGACUGAUGGAAAUUGUUGCCAUGAGCACGAGGAGUUUGGUAGGUGUUUGACAAGUGAAGAAGAAGACGGGUGCUUUGCUUUUUGCAAGACUCUUGAUUGCGGAUUUGGCUAUUGCAAUCACGAAGGGGGAGUUCAUGCAUGUUUCUGUGGUUGUCCUUGAUUGCGGAUUUGGCUAUUGCAAUCACGAAGGGGCAAUGAUACCAUCAAAUGAUUACUAUCAAUAAAAUAAAAAAAUAAUAUUUUGCA
Molecule: messenger RNA, 391 nt
Organism: Tripterygium wilfordii
Lineage: Eukaryota; Viridiplantae; Streptophyta; Magnoliopsida; Celastrales; Celastraceae
Product: defensin-like protein 21
Exons: 2
Coding region: 60-305 (81 amino acids)
Biological process (GO): defense response to fungus
Cellular component (GO): extracellular region
Source: RefSeq, a predicted model, not a curated record